CUAAUCGACGUAAAAUGAUGAUACUCUUUCUCUGUGUCCUGUUGGCAGCUUCCUGUUCAGCUGAUUCCCUCCUGUCCGAAGUAGAACCCUUUAUUACCAAUGGACAACUGGCGGAGGUGGGUCAGUUCGCCUACCAGGCGGGUCUGAACAUCUCCUUCGGCAACUGGAGCACCUGGUGUGGCGGCACCUUGAUCUCACACUACUGGAUAAUCACAGCGGCCCACUGCAUGGAUGGAGCGCAGUCCGUAACGGUCUAUUUGGGUGCCAUCAACAUCCACGAUGAGGCUGAGGAGGGCCAGAGGAGGAUCCUGGUCCAGAAAUCGGGCAUUAUAGUGCACUCCAACUACACGGCCAGCACGGUGGUCAACGACAUCUCGCUCAUCCGCCUGCCCACCUUUGUGAGUUUCAACGAUCGGAUAAGGGCCGCCAAUUUGCCGCGUCGUUUGAACGGCCAGUUUCCCACCUACGAAUCCGUCCGAGCUUUUGCCUCCGGCUGGGGACGUGACAGUGAUGCCUCCGAAACGGUCUCGCCCGUGCUGAGAUACGUGGAGAUGCCCGUGAUGCCGUACGCCCUGUGCCGCAUGUACUGGAGCGGAGCUGUUUCGGAGAACAUGAUCUGCAUGAGCACCACCAGCGGCAAGUCCACCUGCCAGGGCGAUUCCGGCGGUCCGCUGGUCUACAAACAGGGCAACUCCAGCUAUCUGAUCGGAACGACUUCCUUUGGCACCACCAUGGGCUGCCAGGUGGGAUUCCCCGCCGUGUUCACGCGCAUCAGCAGCUAUUUGGAGUGGAUCCUGAAGCACGUAAUAGCCCACGACUGAAGUAUACAUUGCAAUAUUAUCAACACAGAACCACAUUUUAAAUAUAUACAAAGAUCUUAAA
Drosophila subpulchrella is the source of this 882-nucleotide messenger RNA. Its product is annotated as brachyurin. Gene Ontology annotation, biological process: proteolysis. The record is from RefSeq and is a predicted model, not a curated record. The transcript has a single exon. Lineage: Eukaryota; Metazoa; Arthropoda; Insecta; Diptera; Drosophilidae. Gene Ontology annotation, molecular function: serine-type endopeptidase activity. Bases 15 to 821 code for a protein of 268 amino acids.